Messenger RNA from Rhipicephalus sanguineus (brown dog tick), 1051 nucleotides. RefSeq names its product CRISP/Allergen/PR-1. Lineage: Eukaryota; Metazoa; Arthropoda; Arachnida; Ixodida; Ixodidae. Bases 1 to 933 code for a protein of 310 amino acids. The transcript is spliced from 2 exons. The record is from RefSeq and is a predicted model, not a curated record. Gene Ontology annotation, cellular component: extracellular region.
AUGGUAUCCGGGAGGCGGUUCUUGCUCGGCGUCCUGUGCUUCUUGUCUCUCGCCUCGCCGGCCUUUCAGGAGUGCAAGGAGGCGUACAGGCUGCGGCGACCGACACACACUGCUUGCAGGCCUCCCAACAAGAACUGCAAAAUUGCGAAGAAAGGGGUCAGCCCGACGGACAUCGUCCUCAUCCUGAAGACGCACAACGACUACCGCAGCAUGGUGGCCAUGGGCAAGCUCAAGGGCUUCCCAGCGGCUGCCGACAUGCGCGAGCUAGAAUGGGACGCCGAGCUAGCCUCCGUCGCUCAGGCUCUCGCCGAGCAGUGCACGGAUAGCGAAGGCGAGUCCGACCACGACAACUACCGGGACCGGUUCACCACCCAGUUCCCCAAAACAGGCCAGAACCUGGCAUUCAGGGGCCGCAACUUCCCGUUCCACAAGAACGACUGGACCGGACGCGUCAGGGAGUGGUUCGUGGAGCACGCCGACUACGAGCCGGAGCGACGUCACAGCUUCCGCAAACUUCCUCAGGACAAGCGCAAGCCGACGGGCCACUUCACCCAGCUCGUGUGGGCCGAGACGAGCUUCGUGGGCUGCGGCUUCGUCGAGUACAGCGUGGUGAACGCGACCCGCCUGCCGUACAUGCAGUACUACGUGUGCAACUACGCCGCGACGGGUAACGUCUUCAAGAGGCCCCUGUACCGCGAGGGUGAGCCGUGUUCCGCCUGUCCCGCUGGUACGGUCUGCGACAAGGGGGUCGGACUGUGUUCUCUCGAAGGAAAGAAAGAAAAUAGUCAACUCGGAAAAGAGGGAGAGAAACUGGAGCGAGCUGAACCGAAUGCUGCUGCUUCCGGGCUGUAUUGGCAAGGGGCAGUAUUCUGCACAGUGGUGAUUGGAGCACUUGGAACGCUGCGGGGACAACGCGCGAUUUUUCUUAUUUAGGUACACCACGUCCAAUGGGACCUUCUGUCAAUCCAAAACACGAUCUGGCGUCGAGGUAUACUCUAUACAUCUAAUAGUGCUAGUGCGCAACUUGCGAAAUAUUCGCCUACUGAACCGU